UUAGAAGCUACGCAUAUCAAGAAUACAGUUGCGAAUUGGGUCAUGUAUACUGGGUACUAGUGAGAUGGGAUCUUGUGGACAUCCGAAAUUUCUGCAUGAGUAAGAUGAGAUAGGAUUGUCCUAGCAAAAAGGAGGUAACAGCCUUCCGGGCUGUUCCAAGGUGUAUGCAGCAUGUAUUUGUCUACUCCUUUCGAGCCAGGGAAUUUUAACUGCUGAGUGAACUCCCCAGGUUUUGCGGUCCUCAAGAAGGCUUGAUGAAGCCCAAGUCAGAGGUUUGUCAGUUUGUCAAGUAAGUCAGGCAUCAGGCCAGCUACAGUAUGUUAGCAGAGGCACAUUCGAGAAGCUGCAACAAAAUGACACACUAUGACACAAACAGACCUGAAUUGCUAUGACGUAAGUUGGCACUUUUGAACACUUGUCUUGCCUGCUGCAAAUCAGCCUAGCCUUGGCCUCGGUUCCUUGCAAAAGGAGCAGCUUGUUUUUGCAAUAUGAAAGCCAACGCAGGCAAUGAAUCGUAGAUGUAAGGCUUUCUGUUUUGAUAUUGGAAUGCAUACUCAGGUGGCAGCAAGUUUUGUCACGUGCGAUUGCCAAGUCAAUAGUUUGGGCAUAUUUCCUAGUUGGUUGGAGGUAUCUAUGACAGCACUGCACAACGGCUCUGAAAAUUCAGAGAGCUUGUGGACAAUAUGGCAAAGUCCUGUGUUUGUUUGUGCCUUCCUGGCCAGGGAACCCGAAGUACCCAAACGAAAGCAGCCAUAGCCGCUUCAGCAAGCUCAGGCACCACAUCGCGGAUGCCAGAUUCUUCAUUUGGGUGGUAGAAUGCCUACCCCGGUGACAGCAACUUGCGCAAUGUGCGAUUGCCAGGUCAAUCGUGUGGACACAUUUGCUUGUGGUUCAAAGUAUUUUUGAGAGCCAGGUUCUGAAAGCUCCAGGAGCUUGCAGACCACCAUAUGUGAUAUGCAACAUGUCUGAAUCUGUGCCUUUGUUCCUUGAAUAAAGAGAUUGCUUUUGCGAUGCAGAAGGCCAGCUGAGGUGAUCCAUCAUAGAUGCAGGAUUUUCCACAAAGCUGGAACACAUAUUCAGGUGGCAGCAAGUUUCGCCAUGUGCGAUUGCCAGGUCAAUCGUGUGGACACAUUUGCUUGUGGUUCAAAGUAUUUUUGACAGCCAGGUUCUGAUAGCUCCAGGAGCUUGCAGACCACCAUAUGUGAUAUGCAACAUGUCUUUGUGUGUGCCUUUUGGGCCCGAAUCUGUGCCUUUGUUCCUUGAAUAAAGAGAUUGCUUUUGCGAUGCAGAAGGCCAGCUGAGGUGAUCCAUCAUAGAUGCAGGAAUUUCCACAAUGCUGGAACACAUACGCAGGUGGCAGCAAGUUUCGCUAUGUGCGAUUGCGGUUGUUUUGAAUUUGGAAGUACCUUUGAUGGCACCGCACAAAAGUUCUGAAACAUCUUAAGCCUUCUGGGCUGUCGUAAGGUGUAUGCAACAUGUGUUUGUCCACACCUUUCGACAAGGCUGGAAUGCAAACUCAGGUGGCUGCAAGCUGCGUCAUGUCCGAUUGCCAAGCCAAUAGGUUGGACAUAUUUCCUAGUAUGUUGGAAGAAGGGUGGUGGCCGAUCCAAUCGGAGUUUACCGAACGAUCUCAAAAAAUAUCGACUGUAAACAUGGUCUUUGGCAACCUCUACCGAAGACGGUCCGCCGGCACCUCUGAAGAUGUCAGGGAAAGUGUCAGGGCAUGGACCUGGUCAGGCAAGCUGAGCUCGUGUCACCGGGCUUGCCUUCGAGAUGGUUGAAUGGCCGAGGAGGCUGCACGAUGCAAACAGUUGUUGAUGUAGAUUCCUACAUCUCUUGUACUAACUCCACCUCGAAUAAUUCAACUGACCGGGGUGUCCAGUGUCCAGGUGUUUUCACGAAGGGAGCUUUUGAUUGCAGGAAAUGAGUCACCAUGCAAGAUUGAAGCCUGGGUCCCCAGCUUUUUGCAAUAGGCCGCAAAGGACACGUCUUGCGAAUGAUAACACUGCAUGCUUUCUCAUCUAAUCUGGCAGCAAAACCUCACAUCCAGCACGCCAAUUGCCCACCAAGCCGCCGGCGAAUCAAGCUUUUAACUCCCGCCCCCUGUUUUUGGUUACCAUGCCGCGUAGGAGACAAAAACCCUUGCCUGCCUUCUAGUCUAAGGCAUCUCAGCGCUUCAAUUUCUUCAACAUUU
Molecule: messenger RNA, 2194 nt
Organism: Durusdinium trenchii
Lineage: Eukaryota; Dinophyceae; Suessiales; Symbiodiniaceae
Source: the annotation of a GenBank genome assembly